UCAAUUUGAAUCUUUAUGUACUUUCUCUACUUAAAACAUGAAAUUAAAAAUCUUUCUUGUCCAGCAAUACAAACUGCAUGGGUAAAACCGGGCACUGUUCUUGCAAUGGAUUGUGACAAGACUGGCCACAAAGGUGGUAAAGUGGCUAACCAGGUCAUGCAGAACCCCCAGGACUUGGCAAAUAUCCAGGACAGACUUGAUAGUGUGUCCCAUACUCCUUCUUCAAUUAUUGAAAAUUUACCAAAAUCAGUUAGAAGAAGAAUAAAUGCCUUAAAGCAGCUUCAAGUUAAAUGUGCACACACAGAAGCCAAAUUUUAUGAAGAAGUACACGAAUUGGAGCGAAAGUAUGCAGCAUUAUAUCAACCACUGUUUGAAAAGAGAUGUACAAUUGUUACUGGUGAAGUUGAGCCCACUGAUGAGGAAUGCGAGUGGCAAAGUGACAGAGAAGAUGAAGAUUUAGCUGAAGACAUGGAAAAGAAGGCAUCAAUUACUGAAAAUAAAACAAAUUCUUCAGAAGAGGAAAAUCCAAAAGGCAUUCCUGAAUUUUGGCUGACUAUUUUUAGGAAUGUAGAUAUGUUAAGUGAAUUGCUGCAGGAGCACGAUGAGCCCAUCCUCCGGCAUUUACAAGACAUAAAAGUAAUAUUUUCUGAUCCAGAACAACCGAUGAGUUUCACUUUAGAAUUCUAUUUCGAACCAAAUGAGUACUUCUCUAAUACUGUACUGCGAAAAGUCUACAAAAUGAAAUCUGAGCCUGAUCCCACAGAUCCUUUUUCUUUCGAGGGCCCUGAAAUUGUUGAUUGUGAAGGAUGUAUUAUUGAUUGGAAGAAAGGCAAAAAUGUAACUCUGAAAAUAAUCAAAAAGAAACAGAAGCACAAAGGUCGGGGCACAGUGAGAACCAUCACUAAGCAAGUGCCCAAUGAUUCUUUCUUCAACUUCUUUAGCCCUGUUAAAACUUUAGGUGAAGGAGGUACACUGGAUGAAGACUCAGAGUUCAGUUUAGCUGCAGAUUUUGAAAUCGGUCACUUUUUCCGUGAACGAAUAGUUCCAAGGGCAGUACUAUAUUUCACUGGAGAAGCCAUAGAAGAUGAGAAUUUUGAAGAUGAAGAAGGUGAAGAAGUUGAAGAAGAGGAUAUUGAAGAAGAAGGGGAAGAAAAUGACGAGGCUGAAUAUGAGGACAAGGAAUAAUUGGUGUGUUCAUGCAUUUCUAGAAAGAUGCUGUCCAGCCUCCUGAAUGCAAACAGCAGUAGCAUGGACUUGCCACUGCCGCCGAAGAGACUAGCAGAUGCCACGUUAACCUAAAUGUAUCAUAUCCCAAUCUGCAGAUCUGGUUGCCUUUCCCCUGCAGCACACUCCUCAGUUAAUAAGAUUAAAAUGCAUGUAUUUUUUUCCUGUUACAAUUUCUUAAUUUUGGCUCUAUUUUGUACACAGUAAAAAUUCUAAAGUGGAAUUUGGAAAAGGGAGAAAAUGAAAAAUUGAAAGAUUCAAUUUUGCAUUCAAACUCUUACAAAUUUGUGCUAUUUAUAUUAUAAAUUGACAAUUGAUACACUAGCACACAUUCCAUAUCUGAAAGAUUAGAAUUCAUAUAUUUAAAUAUAAACAACCCAGGUCCUUUCCAUUCUAGGAUACUCAGGGUUUUGUUCUCUUUUUAUAAAUAGGCAAGGGGAGCUUUGUAGUCCCAAGGGUAUUGGCUAAAGCUUGAUUGUGGGUUUGCCUAGCAAUAUUUAAUAAUUUUGAAAACAUAUUAACUGUUCUGUUUCAUCAUUUUCAUAUAAGUUAUUUAUUUUAUAUUUUUUCUGUUGAAUUUAUUUAGGGUUCCUUAUAUUGCCAGUUUUGCACUGCUGUUCAGCAUCCCUCCCCACAGAUUGUGUGUUGAUAUUACUUGUUCAUUUUGCCAUCACUGAGAAAAUUCUAAGAAGCUGCCCUAUCCUAAAUACUUAUUUUUCAGUUUUUAUUAAGUACUUAAUGAACGAAAAUACACUUAAGAGAACUUGCCAAAUAGUUUGCACAUAACAGUGCAUGAGUUAUAGAUUUUCUGAAUGAAACUUUGGAAUUGGAUUUUACUGUUUUCAAAAAAUGCACCUUAAUGCAUUUUUAUACAGCGCUUGUCUUCAUUUGAAGUUUAAAAAAAACAAAACAAAAAAAAAAAA
Molecule: messenger RNA, 2147 nt
Organism: Polypterus senegalus (gray bichir)
Lineage: Eukaryota; Metazoa; Chordata; Cladistia; Polypteriformes; Polypteridae
Gene: nap1l4a
Product: nucleosome assembly protein 1-like 4a
Exons: 15
Coding region: 16-1185 (389 amino acids)
Biological process (GO): nucleosome assembly
Cellular component (GO): nucleus; chromatin
Molecular function (GO): histone binding; chromatin binding
Source: RefSeq, a predicted model, not a curated record